GUCUAGAGACAGGGUGUGUGAGAGAGUUGAGGGAGGGUGAAAGGGAAUGAGAGAGUGUGAGCAAGGGAGAGAAAAAGAGGGAGGUAGAUCAGGGAUAUGUGUGAAGUCAGGUCAGUCAGUCUCCUUCUCAGUCUGUGCUGCUCAGACCAUCUCUCUGGAUUAGUAAUCCUGCCCUUUGGAUUGGAUUGUUCUGGGAGUGUUUGGGAAAGAGCCUGUAUUUGAAGAAUAGGCCUGGGGCAGGGUGUCUUGGACUGGGAGCGUGUACUGACUAGUAUUUGGACUACCGAGUCGUGUCCUAUGGAGGUUCAGGUCCAGAGUCGGCCGAUGCCACCCACCAUCCCGGAGAAUGGGGCGGCCCCUGACCCUGAACCCCACACUGUUAACGGUCAUCGUCAUGCCAACAGUGGGGAGGCAGAGCUGCCUGUCUCCAAGUCUCAGAGGAGACGAAGCGAUGUCAAAGUCUACAAGGAGUUCUGUGACUUCUACGCACGCUUCAACAUGGCCAAUGCCCUGGCCAAUGCGAUGUGUGAGCGCUGUAAGAGUGGCUUUGCCCCGGCGGAGAAGAUCGUCAACAGCAACGGGGAGCUGUACCAUGAGGGGUGCUUCGUCUGUGCUCAGUGCUUCCAACAGUUCCCCGAAGGUCUCUUCUAUGAGUUUGAGGGCAGGAAGUACUGCGAGCACGACUUCCAGAUGUUGUUUGCUCCCUGCUGCCACCAAUGUGGGGAGUUUAUCAUUGGUCGUGUGAUCAAGGCGAUGAACAACAGCUGGCACCCUGACUGUUUCUGCUGUGACCUCUGCCAGGCCGUACUGGCUGACGUAGGCUUCGUCAAGAACGCCGGCAGACACCUGUGUCGCCCGUGUCAUAACCGUGAGAAGGCCCGUGGUCUGGGGAAGUACAUCUGUCAGAAGUGCCACGCUAUCAUCGAGGAGCAGCCGCUGCUGUUCAAGAACGACCCCUACCACCCCGAUCACUUCAACUGCAACAACUGCGGUAAGGAGCUGACUGCUGAUGCCAGGGAGCUGAAGGGAGAGCUGUACUGCCUGCCCUGCCAUGACAAGAUGGGUGUUCCCAUCUGUGGCGCUUGCAGGAGACCCAUCGAGGGCCGCGUGGUCAAUGCCAUGGGCAAGCAGUGGCACGUCGAGCACCAUGUGUGUGCUCUGUGUGAACGUCCGUUUCAUGGCCACCCGUAUUAUGAGCGUGGGGACCACACCUACUGUGAAAAACACUUUAACAUGCUCUUUGGAGAUGUCUGCUACCACUGCAACCGUGUCAUUGAGGGUGAUGUGGUGUCAGCCCUGAACAAAGCAUGGUGUGUGAACUGCUUCUCCUGCGCCACCUGCAACACCAAGCUCACCCUAAAGGAUAAGUUUGUAGAGGUGGAUCUGAAGCCUGUGUGUAAACACUGCUACGAGCGCCUGCCAGACGACAUGAAGCGCCGUCUUGCCAAACAAGAAAAAGAAAAGAAGAAGAAAAUGCCCAUGUGUCUGUAAACCCCUGUCCUUCCUUUCUCCUCACUUCCACUUUCCAUUCAUUGGAACAAGUUUGUGGAGUUUGACAUGAAGCCGGUGUGUAAGAAGUGUUACGAGAAGUUUCCUCUGGAACUUAAGAAGAGGCUGAAGAAGC
Messenger RNA from Salvelinus sp. IW2-2015, 1624 nucleotides. RefSeq names its product LIM and senescent cell antigen-like-containing domain protein 1. Gene Ontology annotation, biological process: cell-cell adhesion; positive regulation of integrin-mediated signaling pathway; positive regulation of substrate adhesion-dependent cell spreading. Gene Ontology annotation, cellular component: focal adhesion; cytoplasm; cell-cell junction. NCBI's taxonomy places the organism in Eukaryota, Metazoa, Chordata, Actinopteri, Salmoniformes, Salmonidae. The record is from RefSeq and is a predicted model, not a curated record.